GGAACAUUUUAUCUUCUCGUCGUCCGCCGCCAUCGAAACUACCUAGUUACUCAUGGUGCUCCUCGAGCCAACAGAGUCAUGGACUCCGUGAGCCUCGCCCAGCUCGAGCGCCCACGCCAGCUGUACAAGAACCUGUCUCCAAACAAGAGGGUUAUCCGACUCUUACGGCUGCUGCCCGGCCGGCCGGAAGAACCCAGAAUAUGCUGCGAGCUACACGAACGUUCCUUGUUGGAUGCCGUGGGGCGUUACAAAGCACUCUCCUACGUCUGGGGUCGGGAAUACAUAGGGUACGCAGACGACGAGCAUGCCGUGUAUUGCAACGGUAUCAAGGUCCGCGUCACGCUGAACUUGUAUUCGGCUCUCCACAGUCUAAGGGAUGUCACGGCCAUCUCGACGAUGUGGAUCGAUUCCCUCUGCAUCGACCAGUCGAACGAGAGAGAGCGCUCCCAUCAGGUCGGAAUUAUGCGCGACAUAUAUGCGUACAGCACGGAGGUGAUCAUUUGGCUCGGGACAGGCGGGCCGGAGACUACCAAGACUGAGUGGGGCGACAUUCGCUUCUUCGGCGAUGAAAGAGACACGCCCAAGAUUGAUUCACACCUUGGAAAACUUUGGAGGGGACAACUGGAGCUGCCAGACGAUAGCCAGGAUAUCUUCGGGGCGUUUUGUGUUUUUUCAAUGUUGGCCCAGGGACUCCCCGCCUCCAGGAUCUGGUACCUCAAGAACUUGACCUAUUCUGCCCCAAUAGUUCGUGGGAUUAUGGCUCUACUGGUCGAGCCUUGGUGGAGCCGAAUUUGGGUGGUCCAGGAAACUGUGGUGUCGACCCAUGCCCUCGUCUACUACAAAAACAUAUCUAUGCCGUGGCAUGCUUUUUCGAGAGCGUCUCUGUGUUAUGUAUCGGGCAAGUUCACCGAGCAGCUGGGGUCUGCGCCCUCUCAGACAUAUGGUCCUGCCCUGGCCAAUUUUCACCAACUGGUCGACGCGAUCGACAUGCCUAGAAGAGCCUGGAACCAUUUCGAUCCAUCUUCACUCCUUCCGCUCUUGAGAAAGUUCCGCACUAGAUACGCAAGCGACCAGCGAGAUAAAGUCUUUGCCCUGAUCGGCUUGGUCAGUCUCUGGGGCCAAGACCAGCCCCUGGCCCCCGAUUACGAAAAGCGGCUGAGCAGGGUGUACUGGGAAACGACAAGGCACCUCAUACGGAGCUCCGGGUCACUCGCAGUGCUUGCUGGCACCACUGCCAGUGCUGCACAAAUCAAUGCCGGCUUCCCGACCUGGUUGACGGACUGGAGCUACCGGCCUGCUUCUAACGAGGCAGACCGACUCAACAGCCACCGCUUUUACCAAGCGUCUGGAGGAUCAAUGGACGGUGUUAGCGUUCAUGGUCAGACACUCCUUGAGACAAAAGGGUACUGUCUCGACACUAUCGACACUGUACAAGGCUUCAACGAUUCUCUGGGAGAAAAUCUAGACGCAUGGUUUCUGGAAUGGGAGCCUUUCUUCUCUCAGCCUCAAUACAAACAUGGGGGAACGGUGCGAGACGCCUUCUGGAGAACCAUGUGUGGCGAUGUGAUAUACGUUCCCGAGGCGAGGACUGAGCGGGACAAGUUCAGAAGAGCAAGGGCCUCAGACGUUAAGGCCUUUGAGCAUUGGCGUCGAGUUGACAAGUCUGCGAACCGCCGGACCUCGAUCAUUGGCGGCACGUGGCAAGACUUGGUGAGCCCCGAGCAGCAGGCGGCUCACAAGAUACGCAACGACUUUAAGCUGGCGGUCGAGUGCGCCUCAAAGGGGAGGCACUUCUUCAUCACGACGGGGGGGCGAUUAGGCACUGGCCCGCCAACUCUGAAACAGGGUGACUCCGUAUAUAUAAUGCACGGUAGUAAUGUCCCCCUGAUCCUGCGCAAGACACUCACGUCCAGGCAGUGCCGAGGCAAGGUCGUGGAGAAACUGGUGCCCUCCACUAAUGAGGCCGAGGCCAUGGGACGCACGGCGGACCAGGAGGGCGCGAACAGGGCGGCUUAUCGAGAAGUGUCGAGGUUCUCAAGGUGCAGUGAGGUUCAUAAAGAGUGUUACAGACUCAUUGGUGACGCGUAUGUCCAUGGAGUCAUGGAUGGAAACAAGAUCUUGGAUUGCGUGAGGACGAUCGAGACUGUCUAUCUUGUAUGAUGGUCCGGGAGCAUGACGUACCAGUAGCAAGGUGGCUUCAAUGAAAGUUAAAACCACAAACUUGAAGUAGGCCAAAGCCGUCUACCUACAAACGGACCCCAAGGCUCUUGUGCCCGCUGUUUUGAAAUAAUGAAAAAACUGCAGCUGCAUGCCCAAUGCCUCUGCACAGAACCAUCCAGCUUCUUGUGUUGAGCACGACCGCGCAAGUACCACUUCGAUCUCAAUUGUGACUUGUGUUCACUCAGCAACAAUUCUGCAUACUUGGGUGAUCAACCGGCUCGUGUUCCAGCUGUACGACGGCCGACUUCCAGCCGGUCAAAAUUUCAGCCUGAUUGAGUUGCCCUCCUGUUCCCUCGUUCACUUCAACAAGAUUUUGCCCAAGUGUCAACACUUACUUUACGCCUUCAACGCUGCCUUAUCAGCCUGAGGCUGUGAGCUUGCAG
This is a messenger RNA of Diaporthe batatas, 2603 nucleotides long. RefSeq lists its product as uncharacterized. Lineage: Eukaryota; Fungi; Ascomycota; Sordariomycetes; Diaporthales; Diaporthaceae. The coding region runs from base 79 to 2160 and encodes 693 amino acids. The record is from RefSeq and is a predicted model, not a curated record. The transcript is spliced from 2 exons.